Acanthaster planci (crown-of-thorns starfish) is the source of this 5142-nucleotide messenger RNA. RefSeq lists its product as uncharacterized. Lineage: Eukaryota; Metazoa; Echinodermata; Asteroidea; Valvatida; Acanthasteridae. The record is from RefSeq and is a predicted model, not a curated record. Gene Ontology annotation, molecular function: oxidoreductase activity.
CCAUUCUCCAUAAUAAGCCGUCAACGAUUAGCGACUUUGAAUUCGAUGCCCGAAAACUUCUGUUUUUUUCUUCUCUUGUGAAAACACAACGCGAUCCCGACCAUUUUAUGCAACAUGGUGCCCUGCAGUAUGCGACGCCUUUUACCCUGUGUGUCCAUUGCAAUGGUUUUCCUCAUAGUUGGGUUGUUUUGGAAUAUGACUUACGGAAAUUUUCGCUGGCAGAAAGAUGUUGACUUUGUUACAACACCUCGGAAAGUUUUUUCUAAUUUUGAGAAAAUCAUGGUACGAGAAAAUCAGCCUAUCUCGCCUGGAGAUACUGCAUCGACUGAGGAAGAACCGGGAAAGCUCAGAGUCGUCAUCAUUGGCUCCGGACCUGCCGCACUCGGCGCUGCUCGAAGACUCCAAGAACUCGAACAAGCAGACAGAACAGUCAUCAGCAUCUUGGAAGAGUCAGACAAACCAGGAGGCCCAGCCUCGUCAGUGAGGGACGGUCAAGGCUUUCUCUGGGACGCCGGUUUUCACGUCGUCUCCUCCCAUUACACCUACUUUGACCGAGUCCUCAACAUGGCGGUCCCCAAGUGGAAUUAUCAGAGCAGGGCGUCCUUUGCCUUCAUGAAAGGAUCUGAUAAGAAGAGGAAAUUUAUUCGUUUUCCAAUUGAAAAAAACAUCCACAAAAUGCAUGAAAGAGAUCACAGAGGAUCAGGCGAGAGUGCUGAAGGUGACCUCGCCAGCAAAUCCAUGAAAUUUGACGAGAGACUGCCUCAAAAAUUCGGAGUGGGUCUUGCCGCUGCGUUUAUGAGGAAAUACAAUCAGAAAUUCUGGACUGUUGAACCUAGGGAACUCAACUCAGCUUGGGUUAGUGGGCAGGUUGUGGUACCAGAAAUGGCGGAGACCAAGAUGAAAGAGCUAGAUAAUGCGAACACCGAGUGGGGAGACAGCCUUAUCUUCCGCUUUCCCAAAUACAAUGGGACGGGUGCAAUUUGGGAGUCGGUUGCUAGACAGCUUCCAGGGCGCUGGUUCAGAUUCCAUGAAAAGGUAACAGGUGUAGAUAUUGACAACAAAGUAAUUACUGUUGAAACUGGCCUAGAUGUGAAAUUUCACCGCGACAUGGAAUACGACAUACUGAUAUCCACAGUCCCUUUAGACGUCUUCGUGUCAUAUCUAAAAAGCAGUGAUGUGUCUUUAAGGCAGAUGCAAGAACUAGCAUCCCAUCUAGUAUACACUCACACUCAUAUCGUAGGCGUUGGACUCAUUGGUCGAAUACCGAAGACCUUGGCUAAUAAAUCUUGGGUGUACUUUCCAGAUUCAGAUUCUCCCUUCUACCGCGUGACAAUGUUCUCCAAUUUUUCAGAUGAUCAUGUGCCUAAACCAGGAGCUUAUUGGUCGCUUAUUUGCGAAAUAGCCGAAUCACAAAAUAGUUCAAAUCAAACGUAUUGGAGUGAAGAAAACUUGAUCAAGGAAUCCAUUCAAGCGUUAGUACUGUACGGGUUUAUUUCUGCUGACACGGUAGUCUCCACUCACUACCACCGCUUGGAGCAUGGUUAUCCCGUGCCUUCACGUGAGAGGGACGUGAUCCUUGACACGAUACAACCUUGGCUAAAAAGUAAGGACAUCUAUUCCCGUGGACGGUUUGGAGGUUGGAAAUACGAGGUGGGAAACCAAGACCAAUCCUUUAUGCAAGGGGUCGAGGUUGUAGACGACUUCCUGGGCGACGUUCCUGAGGUGACGUAUCGUUAUCCUGAUCUUGCCAAUUCUAAGAAAAAUACAGACCGCAUCGUCCCUCUAGAUUAUGAGAUUGUUAUUGCGCAUUACAAGGAGAAUCUUGAUUGGCUGAGACCAUACGCCAAUCACACCCUCGUUUACCACCAAGGGAACGCAUUGGGACCACCCUUCCAGUUCUACGGCUGGGAACGACUCGAGAAUGUCGGGCGAGAGUCACACGCUUUCCUGUACCACAUCACCACCUACUACGACCGCCUCGCCGAUGUGACCGUCUUUGCUCAGGGAGACCGUCUGAAGGGCAGAUGCUUCAAAAAUCCUAUGCGAUUUAUCGAUUCUGCGAGGAAGGGUAUCCCUUGCUUGAAGGUCUACGAAAUGUGGACAUGGUGGGGGAACAUUCGAUUCAAGUUAAAAAAUAAGCAAAGGCGCAAGGCGGAUGAGACAUUUGGACAAGUGUACAGGAAUCUGUACGGGCGUCCACCACCGAAGGAAGGCAUCGAGUCCUGCAGGAGUGGGUGCUUCGGUGCGACUAAGCAACAAAUUCUUAGACAUCCACGGGAGUUCUAUCAAAAGGCACUGGCGUAUGUCAGCAGACACCCAAAUCCCGAAGAAGGUCAUUAUUUAGAGAGGCUGUGGUAUCAUUUCUUUGCAGAUAGACCUUGAGAAGUCAUUUUAUUGUCUGCUAUCAAGUGCCCCAAAUAGUGUAUUUUGUACGGUUCUGCGUAUCUUUGUAUUACGCCUAUGUGUUCCCUGUCUUUUUCCUAUAUAUCACAUGCGAAUAAUGUCGAAAUUGCCUUUUAUAGUUUGGCUUCAUGGUUGAUCCGUUUAUAAAGCCAGUGAAUUCAUGAUGAAUAGCGUCGGUAGAAGUCAAGAUCACUUCUCAGUAAAUAAAGUCUAUACUAGUGCAAUUACCGCUUUUAUUCAUAAUUGCUGAUAACCCAAAACAAACCACAACGAAAAUAGUUGAAAGCAAGAAAAAUGAUUUUGCCGCUGGGAGUUCCUUUGAAAAAAAGGUCGGAGAAUUUACCUGUUCAAUAAAAAGAAAUAGUUGGGCCUGAUAGAACCUCCCAAAUAAUAAGAUCGAAAAGAUAUGGUAUGAAUGUUACCUCUCUAGUCUCAAGAUUUUUACGUCUCCAACUGCUACGUGCGAUAUUUGGUGGUUCAUCCGUCUGGCCCUAUAUUGAAGUGGAAUUUGUGCCCUAGUCAGAUGUUGCACUGGGACCUCCCAUUCCAAUCCAGAUUUACCCCUAUAUUCAAUUGUUGGGCACCAUUUCAACCCCUUUUAUGUCAUGAAAGUCAAUUUGUAGGUCACGAUGCUACGAAUAAAACAGGAUAUUGUUGCUCUGCUUGACGUUGACAUUGUGAGGACACCAUUGAUACCCAAUCUAGGUCACGUGACAAAGUGGUUACAAUCGGUCUAUUUUCAUGCAAGUACAGGGACUGCUCCCGUGGUGUACAGUAAAUGUAUUGAGCAUUGCUUUUUGAGAAUACUCCAUAGAUGACCGAUUGAGGUUAGAUUUACUACGUUAUAAGACGAUCAGCCAGAGUAUUCCGUUGGCUACUACUCUUGCAGCGUUCACACACCAAUAGCGUCUCGUAAAAUUAAUUUUUGUUCACACACCAAUAGCAUCUUGUAAAACUAUUUGGUAGGCCUAUAUGGUUCUCUCCCUACUGAGAAGGUAGUUCCCAUUGAUUGUUUGUCUGGGUUGAAGAUUUGAAACGGUGUUUUUGAGUAUCGGUGUUAAUUAAUCACGGUGGUUUGUUUUUGUAUUUGUAAGGCAAGGAAUUCCCCGAUCUAUGAACAUUAGCUCAAAUCGUAGUAACAUUAUUUUGCACUAAUGGGAAUCUAAGAGGGUCGGCCAUGUUUUUGUGGACCUUAAACUCUCUGUGGCAACCUCUUGGUGGCGCACUGUAUUUUUUAGUUGGACGUAAUGGCCUUAUUUUUGAGAUUGUGAUAUCCCAUCCCCACUCACCGGCACCAAGGCCGGAUCAAGACCCAUUUUGUUGGCCGGGGGGGAGGGGGGAGAAACACGUAAGCUGUGUACCUGGUCCACUUUUAUAUUAACUGAUAGCAGCGGUUACAAUUAAGCAGUUACUCAAAACAAUUUCCUCGGCAAAAUGUCGCUGUCUAUAUAUACAAAACAGCCUCCAUCCAAGACACUUAUAAUGUAUUUACUCUGAAGACACUUAUUACUUUCACUCUGAUUGAUUGAAAAAAAAAUUGUGGUCCCUUGCAAAAAUUGUAUGGUCACAUUCAUUUCGGGUCUGCUUUUAUCUAUUAUAUAUGCAUACCGGUAUGACCUGUCUCAUGUCGUAUCGAGAAAUUGUAAGUUUUAUGUAUGCCGAUGACUCCACACUGGUUUGCAAUUCCGAAAACAUUGCUGAAAUUGAAAAUAACCUUAACAUGUCACUAGCUAUGAUUCAUCAGUGGUCCAUCCAAAACAAAAUCUGGGUACACCUGCUGCGCCUGUGCAUUACCGUGAACCGCACAGGCGUAUUGCUUGCUCAAAUGGCGUCCAUGGUGAUUACACCUUUUGGGCAGAGUUAUCCAUCUUGCGCCUUCGGCGCUGUACUGUCUUUGGUUUUGAUGUUGACGGACUGUGUAACACAAAAACCACAUGUAAACCUUAUAUUUAAGUUUAGUGAUGCCUAGUCUAGAUUACUAUUGCACAGUGUGGGGUAACCGAUACAAAUGUCAUAACGCUAUCUUAAAUAAUAAGUAAUAAUAAAAAUGUGUUUCAAAAUCUCCCAGCUGACAUGUUUCAAAAACUUUACUUUCUUCACUAUCCUGCCAGAGUUAAUUACAAGAAAGCUGAUCUUCUUUUUAAAACUAUCAAUUCUCUGAUCCCACAGUUUAAAAGUCUAUGUUCGCCACAUGUUCAAGAUCGACAAACUCGUCAAUCUGCCGGGAAGACACUAGAAAUUUCUGUUGCACGAAAGGAUUCUUACGCCUCGAGCCUUCCGGUAUCUGCAGCCCAUAUCUGGAAUAAUCUGUAUGCUCAACUUUGUCUCCUUUGAGCCUAUUCAAAUCGACCCUCCGUCAAACAUAUACAUGUACCCAACAUUAAUGGACUUCAAAUUUAAAGGAGGAAAGGUGAAUUUAACGGAGUCGUGCGACUAGGUCGCUUUGAAUUAAAUUUUCUCCCAGGUUCUGAAAGGAAAUUCUCCUUUUUUUCCCCUCAAAAAUAAGGUUUGCUUUUGUAGGAUUUUAUCUCUGCCCAAAUAGGCAAGAGUGUCAUUAUUGCAGUGUAAUACUUCUUGUCGUUCAUUUAUUGUGCAUUUAACGUGUGCCUUGUCUUUCUAACAAAGUUCAUAAUAUUGAUGUUUCAUGUGUUUUGCUGCACAGUGUUAAUGUUUGUAUACAUAUGUGAAAGUUUCUAAUUAAAAUUUAAAGCUUUGUUUUUAUUGUCCAUGUACCCUUUA